ACACAUGACACACCCAGGCAUAUUCCAGAGCAAAGCCAAGCAAAGCAAAGGCUGUCUCUCACUCAUCAGGCCGGAGCAGCAGCAGUUGAAAAUCCAGAUCCCAAAGCUCCAAAAUUCCACUCCCCGAAAAGCCCAUAAACCCCCUGUUUCUCUCUCCCUCUCUUCCUCACUCCAAAGUGAAGCCAGCAAGCCAAAGGCGACAUUUUUCUCAUGGACGCCGGCGCAGCCGCCACCACCCGGGAGCGCCACGCGCCGCACUCGCCGGUGGCAACGCUGCCGCUGCCGCUGCCGCAGGCAUCCGUCGACCCAUCCAACCCCUUCCCCACCACCUUCGUCCAGGCGGACACCACCUCCUUCAAGCAGGUAGUCCAGAUCCUCACCGGCACGCCGGAGACCGCGGCCGCCGCGGCGGCGGGCGGGGCGCAGGCGUCGGCGCCGGCCACGCAGAAGCCUGCACCCACGCCCCCGGGGCCCAAGAAGCCGGCUUUCAAGCUCUACGAGCGGCGGAGCAGCAUGAAGAGCCUCAAGAUGCUCUGCCCCCUGCUCCCGGCCGCCGCCGCCUUCGCCGCUGGAUGCUCGGCCGGAGGGUUCUCCCCGCGGGGGUUCUCGCCGCGCGGGGUGGAGGUGCUGUCGCCGAGCAUGCUGGACUUCCCGUCGCUGGCGCUGGGGAGCCCCGUCACGCCGCUGCCGCCGCUGCCGGGGUCCCAGGAGGCCGCUGCGGCCGAGGACCGCGCCAUCGCCGAGAAGGGGUUCUACCUCCACCCGUCCCCACGCGGCAAUGCCAGCGCCGGCGGCGAGCUGCAGCCGCCGCCCAGGCUGCUCCCGCUGUUCCCCGUGCAAUCGCCGACCGCGACCGGGCCGUGACCGCCUCUUGGCCUGCCCUUCCUUUCUCUAGGCUCGCUCCUUCUCGUUAUGUUCAGCACUUGCUGCUAAUCGCUGUGCUCCUACAGUGGGAGGCCGACUUGGUCUGUGGAUGAUUUGCUCCUCACCCCUCUCUCUCUCCCUCUCGUGAGCUUUGGGACGAUUCCUUAUGCCCUCAAGAUGUAAUCUGUGUUUGUAACAGUAAUUCGGUGCAUAAGAUGGAUUAAUUGAUUACCGAAUUCGAGUGUUCUUGUCCUCAGUUUUUCUUUUCCUUCUCUUAGUUAUUGGUUAGUUUCAUAGUA
Molecule: messenger RNA, 1163 nt
Organism: Phragmites australis (common reed)
Lineage: Eukaryota; Viridiplantae; Streptophyta; Magnoliopsida; Poales; Poaceae
Product: VQ motif-containing protein 4-like
Exons: 1
Coding region: 211-864 (217 amino acids)
Source: RefSeq, a predicted model, not a curated record